UGAGAGAGGCGGCGUACCAGCAACAGUACCGCCAUUAGUUUCAUCUGAAGACGCGUCGCAGCAUUGGUUUGACUCUGGCUGUGAAGCGAACCGCUUGGGGAGUAUGAGCAAGGGCAGCUCUCGUGGAGUAAUGGCGUGCUGGUUCGGCCAAGCAGCUGGCCACAGGAAGCGCUUGCAACGGCGAGCUCUCGUUUCACCACUCGUAGAUUCAGAGGGACGAGCUCUAUAGUCUGAGCCGCGUCAUUGGAGAAACUCGAUGAUUCUUUCGUCUUCUCGGAAUUCUCUCGUUUCUAGCUUUGCCGCAAGAUUUGACGUUACGAAGUUCAUCCUUGUUAGUGUCAGCUCAGGACUUUGCUAAUCGAACCUUAGCACAAAUAUAGCCUGUAAGUUUGCGAACAUAGGUCUUUUUUUUAGCAGAAGUGGUACGGGGUUUCGUUUCUGCGACAAAUCGAAUCACAGGCGGCUUGGUUCGGUGCUCGUUUAUCGCGGCGCCGCGUCGAAUCGUGCACCGCAUUGAGCCGCUCUUCGCCGCAGCCAUUAUGGGAGCCUUCCGAAACGACGACGAGCGGUUACCAGUGGUAACCACGGACUCGCACACCGAUCAAGGGACUCCCGGCUUCCCUUGGACUAUCAGACAAUCAGAAAAAUCGGAACGAAAUAGUCGUCGAAAGCUACAAUCCGAGGAUCCGUCGACCGGCCACAAGUGGCUCUACUCCCUAGCCCUGUCGUUCUUUCUGCCGUCCUCUCAGCUUCAAAGAGAUGCUGCUGCCGAGCCUUCUCAGAAGCCGCCUCAGCAACGGAUACCGAAGCAGACUCGGAAGCAGAAGCAGAAACAGAUGCAGCAGGAGAUACAGAAGCCGAGCGAGGAGCAGACGGGCUACUGGGCGCUCUUCCGCCUCGCGCUGCCGUCCAUUCUGCUGCAGAGCGGCGCGCCCCUCGCCAUCACCGUGCAGACGGCGCUGCUGGGCCGCAAGGACACGCAGCUCGUCGCGGCAUGGGCCGUCGUCGCCACGGCCACGAAUGCAGCGACCGUCAUUUUCAACUUCCUCGUUGUCGGGGUCACAGCAAAGGUCACUAAGGUGGUGGCAGUGGGUGGAUGGACGCAAGUGGGCGCUCGAAUCCGUCUGGCAUUGGCCAUGGCACUAGCCACUGGCGCAGUGGCCGUGGCUAUUCUGCUCUCCGCUCAAGGACUGCUGUGGACGAUGCUGAGUCACUCGCCCUCCGUGCUGCAGUACGCUAAGAGCUACUUUUACUUAAGAGUCAUGGGCGUGCCGCCGCAGCUGCUGGUGAUGUGCACAUCGGGCGUGCUGCAGGGCUACAAGCACGUGGUGCUGGUGGCAUGGCUGCAAGCAGCAAGAGUGCUUCUGGACGUGCUGGCGUCCUACAUCUCUCUCUACGUCCUCGACUGGGGGCUAGUGGGUGUCGGCAUCGGCACCAUCCUCGCAUCCUGCACCGUUGCAGCCGCUUCGUUUGCCUGCAUACUCCUGCUCCCACCCCCAGAGGGCAAAGGGAAAAUCUGCAUAUUCUCCCCGAUCCUCUCGUUCCUCGCUCGGAGAGUCUCCGGACCGCAGAGGCUGCUCUGCCGAGCCUCAAGCCAGCUGAUUUCCCGAACCUGCUCAAAGGCUCGGAUGUGUGGUGUGGCAGUGUUGGAAGACGCUCGGGUGCUGCUUUUGGAUGGCUUGGAGAGGGACAGGGAUGGGAAGGAAGGGGGCGGGAUAGAGGGGAGAACUGUGAAGAGUUGUGAAUCAGCGUAUGAGCUCAUUCAACAGUCGCAUGGGUGUGCACAUGGGGAAGGGGCGACAGAGUACGAAGCGAGGGAGGGAUGGGAUGAGGAAAAGGAGGGGCGUGAGGGCCAACAAGUGGAGGGCAGGGAGAGCGAAGUGGAUGCAGCAGAAGAGAGCAGGCCAGUUGCGAAAAAACCUGAGAAAGAGGCUGAUGAAGAGAGUGAGAGAAAUACUUAUAAUGAGGAAAUGCUUCUGGGUGUUGAUGGAGGGGUAAGGAGGGAGGGGCCGGCAUGGCCAUGCGUGGACGAACUGGAGGUUAGGGUGGUGGUGGAGGAGAGAGCAAGAAUCCACGCAUCUGCUUUCACAGGCUGGGAAGGGAGAGAGGAUGGGGAAGGGAGAGGAAGUGGAGAAGAGCGAGAGUCUGGGGGAUGAGAAGGGAGAGAGUGUGGCGAGUGAGGAGAUUCUGAGGGGGGGAGGAAGGGGCGGCAAGAGGGGAGCGAGAGAGGAAGGGAAGAGCAAGGCAGAGGAGGAGGAGGAGGAGGAGGAGGAGAGGAUAAACGAGGUGCUGAAUGAAAGCACGUGGAAGUUUCUCAGGGACGGACUGAGCACCAUUCUCAGAAGCACUCUUGUACAGGUGUCAUUUUUCCUCGUGCUCUCCUGUGCCACUUCUCUCGGGGUGCACGCCGUGGCAGCACACCAGAUCCUCAUGCAGCUGUGGAUGGUCAACAUUUACAUCGCCGAUGGCUUUGCUACAGCCGGCACCAUAGUGGCCAGCAGCCUGGCGGGAAAGAUGGCCCAGGCGAGGACAAGGGAGGAGCACGCAGGGCACUUGGCAGACCUCAGGCUCGUGUGCUGGCGCGUGUUGAGGAUGGGGCUGAUCGCGGGCGUGCUCAUCUGUGCGGCAUACACAUCCCUGGAGGACCGCAUAACGGCUCUCUUCACGUACGACGCAGCCACCAAGGCGCAGCUCAAGGAAGUGUGGCUCUACCUGGCGCUCAUUCAACCCCUCAACUCCGUUGUUUUCGUGUACGACGGGCUCAUCUAUGCAGCACAGGCCUUCUCCUACAUGGCUGCAUGCCUCACUGUUGGCUUCUUCACUCUCUUCCUCCCAGUCGUGUCUCUCGCUUAUUUCCACUUCAAGACGCUCCUCGCCGCAUGGGCAGCAAAGGGUGUACUCAACGCGGUACGCUUCGUGGUGGCCAGUUACAAAAUACACGUCGACUUCCUCUGCCCGGACGCGUCCCACCUACCACCGCAACCGUUCCUGGACCCAAUCUCUCAGGCUCCUAAAAAAGGCCGUCGCUUACAAGAUACACGAUGACUUCCCUGUAUAAAUUAGCACUAGUAUAAAUUAAAAUCAUUGAAAUAAGUGAGUUAUCAAAGGCUAAGAAUGUACUGUAUAAAGCCCAUGUAUAAAGCCCAUUGUCAUCU
Molecule: messenger RNA, 3155 nt
Organism: Closterium sp. NIES-67
Lineage: Eukaryota; Viridiplantae; Streptophyta; Zygnematophyceae; Desmidiales; Closteriaceae
Source: the annotation of a GenBank genome assembly